GAGUAACAUGUUUGGUCAUGUAACAGUUGUUUAUAAGAAAGGUGGAGGAACUUCACGUAUUUCUCUCAUCCUCCUCCUCUUCCUAUGUAACUGACGCCUGCAUGUGCUCUCUGCUCUUCUUGUUUGUUUUUUUUCUUUCCGCAAAGUCUUGAUCUUCUCUCUUUGUCUCCUUCCUUUUCCAAUACAAAUACUAAUCCUUUUCUUUCACCAAAAGUCAAUCAACACAUAAAUUAAACGCUUACACUUAAUUUAAUUAAUUAAAACCUCUCUCAAUUUCACCACCCUAACCCCCACCACCGGCCCCUACAAAAAUAGUAUAUGUCCCCUUCAUUAACAUGCCUAAUACUAGUACUACUUCUAGUAGUAAUUUUGAUUUGACUUACAUAAAGCUAAGGUUCUUCACAAAAGUCCGGCGGUUCCUUCAGCUUAGGGCAAAACCUAGCAAUAAGCCAUUAUUAUUUCAUCCGUCUGAUCAUCAAAUCAAUAAUUCAGAAAGUACUUUGACCGUUGUUAUUGAAGAAAGUGAAAAGGUGGAAAAGCUGGGUGAAAUGGGAAAAGAAGGUGAUAAUAAAGAUAAUGGGUGGAUGAUGGUUUUACAAAAAUCAGUGAAGAAACUUCACUUUGGGAGCUUGGAUGAAAAAGAGGUGGCUGUUAAAGAGAUAAAGAAGUUGGCUAAAGAGGAUUUGAAGAGAAGGAAAUUGAUGGCGGAGCUCGGCGUUAUUCCGCCGCUUGUCGCCAUGGUUGCUGGUUCUCAUCAGGCGGUGCAAGCAUUGAUUCAGCUUGGCAAUGGCUCUUUCACUAACAAGGCUCUGAUGGUAGAAGCAGGAAUCUUAUCAAAAUUACCCCAAAAAACAGACAACUUAGAUGGAAACACAAGGCAAGAAUUUGCAGAAUUGAUCUUGUCUAUAUCAUCAUUAGCCAAUACACCAUACAAUAUGGAUUCUUCCAGAAUUAUUCCAUUUGUAGUCAGCAUUCUUGAUUCAUCAAAUUCAAGUGUUGAGACCAAAUGUACAUGUCUAGGGACAUUGUACAACAUAUCAUCUGUGUUGGAAAAUUCUGCUAGUUUGGCAACUAGUGGAACAGUGACCACUCUAUUGAGGCUGUCUUCAUUGAAGGAAGCAUCAGAGAAAGCACUAGCCACAUUGGGGAAUCUUGUGGUCACCCUAAUGGGGAAAAAGGCGAUGGAGGAAAACCCGAUGGUGCCCGAGAGCUUAAUGGAGAUAAUGACAUGGGAAGAAAAGCCGAAAUGUCAAGAGUUAUCGGUAUACAUUUUGAUGAUUUUGGCUCACCAAAGUUCAAUUCAAAGGGAGAAAAUGGCUAAGGCUGGUAUUGUUCCAGUACUUCUUGAAGUGGCAUUGUUGGGUAGUUCGUUGGCGCAAAAAAGAGCGUUGAAGCUGUUACAAUGGUUUAAGGAUGAGAGGCAGAGCAAAAUGGGGCCUCAUUCAGGGCCACAAGUAGGAAGGGUGCCAAUUGAUUCAUCACCAAUGAGUCCAAGAGCUGUUGAUGAAAGCAAGAAACUAAUGAAGAAAAUUGUGAAACAAAGCCUUUACAAGAAUAUGGAAACCAUUACUAGUCGAGCCAAUGGGGGUAGUGAUUCUUCCAGGCUUAAGUCCUUAGUUGUUAGCUCAAGUUCUAAGAGUUUGCCUUACUAAGAGUAUUGAUCUUUUAAGCAUUUGAUGAAAUUAACAUCAUCUUGCACUGCUUGUGCAAUGUUCUACA
Molecule: messenger RNA, 1719 nt
Organism: Capsicum annuum
Lineage: Eukaryota; Viridiplantae; Streptophyta; Magnoliopsida; Solanales; Solanaceae
Product: U-box domain-containing protein 7
Exons: 2
Coding region: 336-1652 (438 amino acids)
Source: RefSeq, a predicted model, not a curated record